AGACGAACUCGUUGGAUGUCUAUUCUCAAGCAGCGCCGCAGUUUCGUUAACCCUCUUCAUUGUGGCGUGGUCCUCCGUCAACACACCAAGCUCAUGCAAUCCCGCCAAUCCACUAAGCCAAGUAUGUUAGCCACAGCCACAUCUUUUUUGUUUUCCUUCUGAUUAACCUGUCGGUCACGCAUCCUCUUGCCUGCCUAUGCCAUCCAGUUCUCGUCCUUUACAGAUUGGCUUUUUCUUUUCCGGCGUGUCGAGAUGCAGAGCACUGUGCCUGGUCCUCUUUUCACCCUUAGUUAUGCUACUUUCCGUCUGUUCGAGGUGUAAAAGUUUCCAGUCAUCCUGUUUCCCGAAUCUCGCUUUCGUCCAAUAUCCCGCAGGGUCAAUGCGUCUUCAGCAUCCUGGUCGCCCUGGUAGCACGAUUCGAAUAUCAGACCAACAAAUCUCGGUCCAAUCUCGCACCAUCCUUCAAGGGGAGCCUGUGGUUCACGCGGCCACAGAUUUUGCUUUCUGGGUUUGCUUUCUUCGCUGAAACGUAACAAUCAAUUCCCCGAUGUGAAAUCUGCGCUAUAGUUAAGAAAGAA
Molecule: messenger RNA, 578 nt
Organism: Desarmillaria tabescens
Lineage: Eukaryota; Fungi; Basidiomycota; Agaricomycetes; Agaricales; Physalacriaceae
Exons: 5
Coding region: 197-526 (109 amino acids)
Source: RefSeq, a predicted model, not a curated record